This is a messenger RNA of Chelmon rostratus (copperband butterflyfish), 4067 nucleotides long. RefSeq names its product DEAD (Asp-Glu-Ala-Asp) box polypeptide 10 (gene ddx10). The coding region runs from base 67 to 2583 and encodes 838 amino acids. The record is from RefSeq and is a predicted model, not a curated record. The transcript is spliced from 2 exons. Gene Ontology annotation, molecular function: nucleic acid binding; ATP binding; RNA helicase activity. Gene Ontology annotation, biological process: rRNA processing. Gene Ontology annotation, cellular component: nucleus. Lineage: Eukaryota; Metazoa; Chordata; Actinopteri; Chaetodontiformes; Chaetodontidae.
AGAGCUGUCUUCUCCACGCUGUUUAGAAGAAGGUAGAAAAAAAUAUUUUUGUUGCUCAGUUAAAGCAUGGAGAAAAAAGGCUCAAACUCAUCCAGAAAGAAACCCAAAUCCACGCAGAUGGAAGACGGCGCCGAUCCCGUCAAAAACUUCGAGAAAUGGAAGAAAAAGUACAACAAAACGAAAGCACGAGUGAAGCGAGAGAGGGCGCAGAAAAAGAAGCCCGAGUGGCAGGUUGAACGAGAGUACAUCGACAGGCUUGUUAGCAGGUACGGCGACAUAAAAUCCAAGGAGGCUGUCAAGUUCUCAGACUUCCCCAUUUCAAAGAAAACCUUGUUAGGACUUCAGGAGGCUCAGUACAGACAGCCCACUGAAAUCCAGAGACAGACCAUCAGCUUCGCUUUGCAAGGGAAAGAUGUCCUCGGCGCGGCUAAGACCGGCUCUGGGAAGACAUUAGCCUUUCUCAUACCGGUGCUGGAGUGCCUGUACCGACAGCAGUGGAGCUCCAUGGACGGCCUCGGUGCUCUCAUUAUAUCCCCCACCAGAGAGCUCGCCUACCAGACCUUCGAGGUCCUCCGCAAGGUGGGCAAGAACCACGAGUUCUCCGCGGGGCUAAUCAUCGGUGGGAAAGACCUCAAGAGCGAGUCGGAGAAGAUCCACCACACCAACAUCGUCAUCUGCACCCCGGGCCGGCUGCUCCAGCACAUGGACGAGACGGCUACUUUCCACGCCUCCAGCCUCCACAUGCUGGUCCUGGAUGAGGCGGACCGCAUCUUGGACAUGGGCUUCGCGGAAACACUGAACGCCAUCGUGGAGAACCUCCCCAAAUCCCGGCAGACGCUGCUGUUCUCCGCCACGCAGACCAAGUCCGUCAAAGACCUGGCACGGCUCAGCCUGAAAGACCCGGAGUACGUGUGGGUUCACGAGAAGGCUAAGUUUAGCACGCCCGCCACGCUGGAGCAGAGCUACGUCGUGUGUGAGCUGCACCAGAAGGUCAACAUGCUCUACUCGUUCAUAAGGAGCCACCUGAAAAAGAAGAUCAUUGUGUUCUUUGCCUGCUGCAAGGAGGUGCAGUACCUGUUCCGGGUCCUCUGCCGCCUCAGACCCGGCAUACCCGUCCUGGCUUUGCAUGGCAAGCAGCAGCAGAUGAAGAGGGUGGAGGUCUACAAUGACUUCCUCAGGAAGCAGAACGCUGUGCUCUUCGCCACUGACAUAGCCGCCAGAGGCCUGGACUUUCCCGCUGUCAACUGGGUGCUGCAGUUUGACUGUCCAGAAGACGCAGACACUUACAUCCACAGGGUGGGCCGGACUGCCAGGUACAAGGAGGGGGGGGAGGCCCUGCUGCUGCUGCUUCCCUCGGAGGAGAAGGGCAUGGUCGGUCAGCUGCAGGAGAAGAAGGUUCCCAUCAAUAAGAUCCAGGUGAAUGCAGACAGAAUGCAGAAUGUCCAGCAGAAGCUGGAGGCCUUCCUGGCCCAGGAGAAGGAGCAGAAGGAGAGAGCUCAGAGGUGUUUUGUUUCCUACCUGCGCUCCGUCUACCUGAUGAAGAACAAAGAGGUGUUCGACGUAUUUAAACUCCAGAUUCAGGAGUAUGCGCUGUCUCUGGGCCUCGCCGUGGCUCCGAGGGUGCGCUUCUUAAAUAAAGCUCAGGCACAGAGGGCCGAGAAAGAAGGGCACAGAGAGAAGGAGAUGUCUGAAGAAGAGGAAGAGCUGAGGAGCUUUAAAGCCCAGAUGAGAGGAAGAGGUCCUCAUGAGGAAAGUCAGAGCUCAGAGUCAGAAGAUUCAAGUGAUGAUGAGGAAAGUGGUCAUGAAAAAGAGGUGAACCAGUCCAAGACACGACUACUGGGUGCAGACGAUGAUGAGGAGGAUGACGAUGAUCUAAGAGACUUGGACCUGCUCACAGUCAAAAGAAAGGAUGUCUUCAGUCUGACAGGGGACCAAGAGAGUCCAGAGGAACCUGCCACAAAUUCCAAGAAGAAAACAGAAAAAGAGACCAAGUUCAAAGAAGCCAAAAAGGUGCUGAAGAGAAACUUCCAAGUCAACACGAAAGUGACUUUCAAUGAAGCGGGGGCAGCUGUUCAGCUGUGGCCACCAGUCCAGAGGGCAGUGACUGGUGAAGAGGAGGAGGAGGAGGUGUCAGGUAUCAACGUGGAGAAGGCCAGGGAGAGGCUGAAACGAGAGGACCAGGAGUUUGACAAGCAGGAGUACAGCCGCAAAGUGAAAGCCAAACACAGAGAGAAGAGGCUGAAGGCGAAGGCAGCCAGGAGGGAGGCCAGCAAGCAGCAUGGACAAAAAUCUGAUGAGGAAGAGGAGGACGAGGUGAUUGCGUACCUGGCCAAUCACAGCGAAGACGAGUUUGACCCCAGCAUGCUGCCAGACCCUGACAAGCUGCACUCUGAGGAGGAGGAGGGUCAGAUAAGGUCAGCUAAACGGCAGAACAGUGAUGACAGCAGUGAUGAGGGAGAGAAGGAGCUCACAGCGAGGAAGAAAAUGAGGCAGCAGGGUGAUGAGCACACAGCCUUGGACACUGGUCUGUCUCUGGCUGAAGACGAGGAGUUAGUCUUACAUCUGCUGGGAGGACGCAGGUAGAGAAAGCAGGGGCUGGGGGCAUUUAGGGAAGUUUUACAAACAAGAACUCAUCAGUGAAAUAAAGUUUUAACAAGUCAGUAAAGGUUCCCUGUGGAGAACAGAAGUGACAUUUACAUUCAGUGUCACUCACCAGAAAGCUUUGUGAUGAAUGCGUUUCCUUUCUCAGAAAACAUUUGCAAAGCUGAUUUUGGAUCCUGCAUUGUUUACAUUCAUGUUUAGGACCAACGAGUCUUCCUCUGUCCUGCCUUGGUCAGUGCAUUGCUGAGUUUCUUGGCACAUUAUCGCCACCUGUAGGUCGGUGGAAUAAUGUGAUACCAUGUGCAGUGCUGUGUAUUGUGUCACCAAUGUGCUCGUAUGUCCUUUUGUGUGUGCACAAGACAAACAAAACAAGCAGCAUUCAUAGAAAAGCUCUUCUAUAGUGCUCCACAGGUCACCUUUAAGAAAAGUGCUGUAGGCGCUGUCACUCACUAAGCAGACUGAGCAGCUCGGUUGUUUAACUGCAGCUGAGCUGAAAGGCUUUGUAGCGCAGAGGCUCUGAUGUCAGUGGAGUUUCCAUGCUGUUGAGUGUUUUCUUCUUUUUCAUUCUGCAGUCCAGAGAGAGCCUCCUGUUUUCUCUAUCAAAGUUCUGGAGUAUUAACUCAUGACCUUCUUCCUCAUCAGAGGGACUGGAUGUCUUGUAAUUAAUGACAUGUAUUGCAUACAUAACAUGAUCUAACCUUCCUUAUGUCUUAUUAAAGUAAUUUAAUGUCAGAAUGCUAUCACUAUUUUAGGAUCAACUGUGAUAUUGAGUGAUUAUAUUAAAGAAGUUGUAUUGCUCAUUUAAAUGUUCAACUUAAUGCUUUGAAAUACAAUUUGACUCCAUCAUUUAUUACAGUUGCAUUCACUGCUGUGAAGAUCUGUAGGAUUAGAAUCUCUGUAGUGAACACAGUCAGAAGGUUUCAGCCUGCUUCAGAUUAACUACGUCAUCCAAUAUGCCGUCCCACCAUAUCUGAACUCGAAGUGUGUCUCCUGUUCUGCUCAGUCACACUGGAAGGUGGGGGGAAAGCCUGCUGUUGUAGCUUCUAACUGGCUUACCUUUGCACACUUUGGUACAGUCUCUCCUCAAUCGUGUUACACUCAGUGGUCCAGAGAAGUGACAGAAGUAGUUGUGUGAAGUUCAAACCCUCUCCUCACCAAUCUGCCUGAAGUGGGCCUGAUUGUCAGAUGUAGUCCCCACUCUAUUCUGCUGCCAGGGGUGGGAAUUUACUCUGAUCCACUUUAAUACGGCAGACAAUAUUGACACAGUUUGGUGCCAACUUCCACAAAGAAGAAGAAGAAACAGCUCUUACUCUGAAUCGCUAAAUGAAAUAACAGCAACUUUGUCUGCUGCAAAAGAAAAUGUGACACAUUUGUACAAAUAAUUCCCUUGUGUGAUAUAGAUAGAAAAUAUAGAUGGAUUGUACACAGUUGUGUGACACCUGUACUAUAUUUAAUGUGACUCCUCU